UUGUGCGAUAUGCUUUGCGCGUGGAACACCAUUAAAACUUUAUAUAUAUAGCGAGGAUCCCUCGCUGCGUGAAGGAGAACCGUGAGGGAGCUUCUCGAGGCGCUUCGCCUGAGGAAGAGCGUCAGGCGCCUCUCGCGCGCUGCGGAACAACUCCUCGCGCCCACUAAGCCAGGGAAGGCGGAAGAAAGAAAGGGCUUUUCAUCUACCCCAGUUGGAGGAACUUGACACACGCCAUAUAUUUAAAGUACAUCCCUGCCCCCAAGAAUCCUGGGAACAGGAGUUUAAGGCAAGCCUGGGAAAUGAAUCCAAAUCUCUGGAAUGUCAAAGAGAUGUUUAGCACUCCUAUAAAGAUGGGGCCUAACAAACCAUCGAACUGGACAAGUGAUUACAGCAGUAUGAGUGACUCUCAGUUCCUUUUUGGUUCCCAGUUCUGCCUGGAGAAUUCACAGUCAGCACUGACCCCACUUGAAUUGAGACAAGAAAAAAGUUCACAGCAAAAUUCUCAGGAUAACGAGCCCAGUAUUUUUGCCAAAUACCAGUCUAAACCACAGCUCUUUGGAGGGGAUGGAAAGGAAAAGGGACCAUUUAAUUUUCCAUCUGGAAGAUUCAAAGGUGUCUUGGAGCAAUUUGAAGAGAAUAAGAAAAAGAUCAAGGAAAAACACGAUAACGAGCUUUUAAACACCUUUAUUUUGAACACUAAAGAGAGUCUUCAAAGGCUGCACUUUUCCUUAGAUAAGUUUGAAGAAACUCUGAAAUCUAUUUUGGAUGGCUUCGGAAGCUUUUCAAAGUCAAUGCAAGAAACGUCUCAAUCCCAUUAUGAAUUGGUACUGAAUGCUCUGAGGGACAAAAAUGAAAUGGAACAAGCAUUAUUGGGAAUGGAGAAGAAAAGGCUGGAAAACAAAGAUACAGAGAUCUCAGAUCUGAAAUCCAGCUUGCAAUCGCUGACGGAGAGUUUGGAGCAGCUCACAGCUCAGCAGAAAGAGCAACACUUGAAGCUCUGUGAGCAUUUAGAACACCUGCAGCUCCCUAGUCUUCUGGCUGAUUUGCAAACAUUCAUUUCUGCACCCAGAGUACCAAUUCAUAUAAAGGACAGUGUUUCCCAGACUUCCCCAGACAUGAUGUCCAGACAAGUACCUAACAAUUCCCACUCAAGUGAUGCUCCUCCAGACAGACAGGUCAUUUCUACUGUCACAGCAUCACAGGGCAAAGAAAACGCUGACAUUCAGCAGAGCAGCCGUUUUGGGGCUGACCAUCCUCAUUGCACCUGCUGCUUCAGAGCAGCCGCCACUGCAGGCAGCCACGAGGAAUGCUUGUUAUAUACUCAAGGACCAAGUGUAUCCACACCACUGAGGAAAGUGAUCAAGAAAGGCAGUCGGGCAAAGGGACUUAACACUCCAAGGCAGCCUCAGCUGAACUGGACUCACAUCGACAGUGCAGACAGCCACAAAAAUGAGAAGCUGGCCAAAGAGAGCGUGAUACAAAGUAAAGGUGGAGGAAGCAGGAUGAAAAGAGAACCCCAAAAAUAUAGCGAGAGGAAAAUACUUUAUUCCUCGAGGAAAGGAGGAAAUCGUUCAAAGGUUACCACUAAUGCCAGACAAGGGUGUUCUAAGUCCAUCAAGUCUCCACACCUUGCGCUCCAGUUCCAUGAAAAUUCACAGACUAUACCAAAUAUGCAAGUAACGUCUGGAGUUAAAAAGAAAGUGGAUCUUUCUCAUUCAAAAAACAAUAGUUUCUGGGCAGGCUCCUCUCCGGAAAGCUCUUUUUCCGAAAAGCAAGUGAGGUGGCUCAAUCUCUCUGAUGAUUACUCAUCUGCUUGUGGUAAACCAGCCCAGCAGAAGACUAGAACAUAUUGUCCGUUAUUUUUUGACAGUGAUUUUUCUGAUUAAGAGUGUUCUCUAAAAGAUGCUUCUUGUAUGUAAUCAACUUAGUAAUAUGUUGUUAUGAAAACCUUUUUGUGCAUCACAAGCAGUAAUAUGCUCCUUUCUGCAAGACUCCCAAAAUGCAUCACUAUAACCUUGAGCAAAAUUAACUAUACCUGGCUUCCUUUUAAAAAAAAUGUCUUGUGCCUAUUAAGAUGUUCCUUAACCAGAUAGAAAAUCUGGGGUAAGUCUCAGACUUCCUCAUCCCUUCACAAUCUGAUCUUAGGCUGUACCAUAGUCUAAUAAAAGCAGGAACUCCUUUGAACCUGCCUCCC
Lacerta agilis (Sand lizard) is the source of this 2194-nucleotide messenger RNA. It is a transcript of the gene IHO1, whose product is annotated as interactor of HORMAD1 1. NCBI's taxonomy places the organism in Eukaryota, Metazoa, Chordata, Lepidosauria, Squamata, Lacertidae. Gene Ontology annotation, biological process: DNA recombination; meiotic DNA double-strand break formation; homologous chromosome pairing at meiosis. The record is from RefSeq and is a predicted model, not a curated record. Bases 300 to 1886 code for a protein of 528 amino acids. Gene Ontology annotation, cellular component: condensed nuclear chromosome. The transcript has 9 exons.